Messenger RNA from Paramacrobiotus metropolitanus, 939 nucleotides. RefSeq names its product U-scoloptoxin(01)-Er1a-like. Bases 86 to 625 code for a protein of 179 amino acids. The record is from RefSeq and is a predicted model, not a curated record. Lineage: Eukaryota; Metazoa; Tardigrada; Eutardigrada; Parachela; Macrobiotidae. Gene Ontology annotation, cellular component: extracellular region. The transcript is spliced from 2 exons. Gene Ontology annotation, molecular function: chitin binding.
CUUUCACACAAGGAAAUAAGUCUCGCACACGAACACGCUCGUGAAUUCCUCUUUAUAGAAGUAAAACAACUAGAUUUCGGCAAAAAUGUUGAGAGCCGUGAUUAUGGUGUGCUUUGCCGCUAUGGCGGCCGCCCAGCAGCAGUUUGUGUGGGAUUUAUUGAAGCCGGCGCAGUAUGCGGCGCAAGUACAGGCGCUACUGGCCAACCGCGACGGCAACCAGUAUCCUACCUACAGCGCCAUUCCGCAGACCGGAUUCAACUGUGCCAGUAAGAAACAGCCGGGAUUCUAUGCCGACACGGAAGCCCAGUGUCAGGUCUUUCACCGCUGCGACGUCAACGGCAACCAGACCAGUUAUCUGUGCGUUAACAGCACCGUCUUCAAUCAAGUGACUCUCGUCUGCGAUUAUUUCUUCAAUGUCGACUGCCAAAAGUUUGCUUCGUACGAGAAUUUCGCUAACGCCCGGUUGUACACCGAUCAGCCUCUCUUCGACACUCCGCCCAAUGACUACGUACCACCUGGAGUGGGAGCCCCUCAAAUUUUAGCUGCUCAGCCGGCUGCGCCCCGCACCGCUCCUAAAAAGGCCGCGGCGAGCGGAAAAAAGGGAAUGACUGGGAAGAUGACCUGAUCUCUAGUAAGACAUCCGAGCCAAAAAGAAGCAGUUGCAAUUGGCUUUAUAAGCCAUAAAGAGCAGUUGCAAUUGGACCGGGAAGGACAUAUUCAGGAUUAAUAAAACAACCAGUGCAGCGUUAUUUAUUGCUAUUUUGAUUGAUAGUGCAUGUAAAAGUACCGGUAAUUACACUGCAUUUCAAAAUGAUGUUUGCGCAGGAAAAAUCUGUUUUUUUUUCGUCAUCCGCGUCGUCAGCAAAAAGUAUAGUUUCAUCUGCUGUGGUAAAGAUAGGUGUGGGCCGUGUGGCCAAACAAAAACUGAAAGAGCACUUA